AUGAGGCAACACAAUAUCCUCCUUCUCACCAUUGCCAUUGUCAUUUGCACCACUGCUACACCCACCACUGCAAGGGAAGCAGUAUCUGAUGUAGCAACCGGUGGAUUUAAACAAAUUCCAGACAUCAAUACCCAGGAGAUCCAAGAGAUUGGCAGGUGGGCUGUGGCUGAGCACACAAGGCAAGCGAGCGAUGGGCUCCAGUUCAAGCGGGUUGUGAGCGGCAUGCAACAAGUUGUGUCAGGCAUGAACUUUAAGCUCCGCAUUGAAGCAGUGAACGGUGACGGCAAAGAGGGCAUGUACAGAGCGGAAGUAUAUGACCAGCCAUGGACCAAGACACGCGAGCUGGAUUAUUUUGUUCCAACCAACUGA
Lolium perenne is the source of this 369-nucleotide messenger RNA. Its product is annotated as cysteine proteinase inhibitor 8-like. Gene Ontology annotation, molecular function: cysteine-type endopeptidase inhibitor activity. Lineage: Eukaryota; Viridiplantae; Streptophyta; Magnoliopsida; Poales; Poaceae. The record is from RefSeq and is a predicted model, not a curated record.